Dipodomys ordii (Ord's kangaroo rat) is the source of this 3779-nucleotide messenger RNA. It is a transcript of the gene Ect2, whose product is annotated as epithelial cell transforming 2. Lineage: Eukaryota; Metazoa; Chordata; Mammalia; Rodentia; Heteromyidae. The record is from RefSeq and is a predicted model, not a curated record. Gene Ontology annotation, cellular component: cell cortex; nucleus. Gene Ontology annotation, biological process: activation of GTPase activity; nervous system development; mitotic cytokinesis. The transcript is spliced from 23 exons. Gene Ontology annotation, molecular function: GTPase activator activity; guanyl-nucleotide exchange factor activity. Bases 12 to 2579 code for a protein of 855 amino acids.
CAUAGAAAACAAUGGCUGACAAUAGUAUAUCAAUAUCGACCUUGGGGAGGACUUGCUUGGCAGACUCUUCUAUUUUUGAGGCUAAAGUUGUUGAAGCUUCUAAGGAACACUUGUAUAUUGGAUCUGCCUCAAAUGUUGAAGAAGAAAUGCCUCAGGUUGAAACUCGAGUGAUAAUGGUUCAAGAAGCUGGAAAACAGGAAGAACUUGUAAAAGCCCUAGAGGAAACGCAAAUGUCCUAUGCAAGGAUGGAGUCAGUGAAUGAACUGGAAGGUUUGGAUUCCCCAGAAUUUGAGAAUGUCUUCGUGGUUCCGGACUUCCAGGAUUCUGUUUUUAAUGACUUACACAAGGCUGAUUGUAGAAUUAUUGGACCACCUGUUCUUUUAAGCUGUGCACAAAAGGGAGAGCCUUUGCCAUUUUCAUGUCGGCCGCUGUACUGUACAAGUAUGAUGAAUCUAGUUUUAUGCUUUACUGGAUUCAGGAAGAAAGAAGAGCUAGUCAGAUUGGUGACAUUAGUUCAUCAUAUGGGUGGAGUUAUUAGAAAAGACUUUAAUUCAAAAGUUACACAUUUGGUGGCAAACUGUACAGAAGGAGAAAAAUUCCGGGUUGCUGUGAGCCUGGGUACUCCAAUUGUGAAGCCAGAAUGGAUUUAUAAAGCAUGGGAAAGGCGGGAUGAGCAGAAUUUCUGUGCAGCAGUUGAUGACUUUAGAAAUGAAUUUAAAGUUCCUCCAUUUCAAGAUUGCAUUUUAAGUUUCCUGGGAUUUUCAGAUGAAGAAAGGACAAAUAUGGAAGAGAUGACUGAAAUGCAAGGAGGUAACUAUUUACCAGUGGGAGAUGAGAGAUGCACUCACCUUAUAGUUGAAGAGAAUACAGUUAAAGAACUUCCAUUUGAACCUUCAAAGAAACUUUAUGUUGUCAAGCAAGAGUGGUUUUGGGGAAGCAUUCAGAUGGAUGCCCGUGCUGGAGAAACGAUGUAUUUUUAUCACAAGGCUAAUACUCCGGAGCUCAAAAAAUCCGUGUCACUGCUUUCUCUAAAUACUCCAAACAGCAACCGCAAAAGACGUCGUUUAAAAGAGACACUUGCUCAGCUCUCAAGAGAGACAGACAUGUCACCUUUCCCUCCCCGGAAACGUCCAUCUGCUGAACAUUCCCUUUCUAUAGGGUCACUCUUAGAUAUCUCCAACACACCAGAGUCUAGCAUUAACUGUGGAGGGAUAAUGUGCACCAUGGAGUUGGAACACUACAUACAAAACAAUGGGGAGAGCUACUUUUUUUUAUUUCAGGUGCCAUUGGAAGAAGAAGGACAACGUGGUGGGCCUAUUCUUGCACCAGAAGAGAUUAAAACUAUCUUUGGUAGCAUCCCAGAUAUCUUUGAUGUCCACACUAAGAUAAAGGAUGAUCUAGAAGACCUAAUUGUUAACUGGGAUGAGAGCAAAAGCAUUGGUGACAUCUUUCUUAAAUAUUCCAAAGAUUUGGUAAAAACCUACCCUCCUUUUGUAAACUUCUUUGAAAUGAGCAAGGAAACAAUUAUUAAAUGUGAAAAACAGAAGCCCCGAUUUCAUGCUUUUCUGAAGAUAAAUCAAGCUAAACCAGAAUGUGGACGGCAAAGCCUUGUUGAACUUCUCAUCCGACCAGUGCAGAGGUUACCCAGUGUGGCAUUACUUUUAAAUGAUCUUAAGAAGCAUACAGCUGAUGAAAAUCCUGACAAAAGCACAUUAGAAAAAGCUAUUGGAUCACUAAAAGAAGUAAUGACGCAUAUCAAUGAGGAUAAGAGAAAAACAGAAGCACAAAAGCAAAUUUUUGAUGUAGUGUAUGAAGUAGAUGGAUGCCCAGCUAAUCUUUUAUCUUCUCACCGAAGCUUAGUGCAGCGAGUUGAAACAAUUUCUCUAGGCGAGUACCCCUGUGACAGAGGUGAACAAGUAACUCUCUUCCUCUUCAAUGACUGCCUGGAGAUAGCAAGAAAACGGCAUAAAGUUAUUGGCACUUUUAAAAGUCCUCCUGGCCAUACUCGACCUCCUGCUUCCCUUAAGCAUAUUCAUCUAAUGCCUCUUUCUCAGAUUAAAAAGGUGCUGGACAUAAGAGAAACAGAAGAUUGCCAUAAUGCUUUUGCCCUGCUUGUGAGGCCACCAACAGAGCAGGCAAAUGUGCUACUCAGUUUCCAGAUGACGUCAGAUGACCUUCCCAAGGAAAACUGGCUGAAGAUGCUAUGUCGACACGUAGCCAACACCAUUUGUAAAGCAGAUGCUGAGAACCUUAUUUACACUGCUGACCCAGAAUCCUUUGAGGUAAAUACAAAAGAUAUGGAUAGUACGCUGAGUAGAGCAUCCAGAGCCAUUAAAAAGACUUCAAAAAAGGUCACAAGAGCAUUCUCUUUUUCCAAAACUCCAAGGAGAGCUCUCCGAUUGGCCCUGAUGCCAGCCCAUAGCUCGGCGGAGGGAAGAAGUCCCGAUAAGCACACUUUGAGUCGUCUGUCUAGCACGUCAUCACUAGCAGGCAUUCCGUCUCCGUCCCUUGUCAGCCUUCCUUCCUUCUUUGAAAGGAGAAGUCAUACUUUAAGUAGAUCCACAACUCAUCUGAUAUGAAACUUUAGAAAUCUUAAAUUACAGGCAUAUAUAAACACCUCAUACUCUAGUAAGAAGCUGACUUAAAUGGUACUUGCGUUAGCACUUGGUAAAAGCUAGAAAGAAGAUAAGUAACACUAAACUAUGUUAUUUGAUUUUCUUUUUGAAAAUUUUUGAAAUUCAUGUAAAAAAUAUGUUGAUUUUGAUGUAAUUUAUCUUUUUGCUCACAUUCUCAUCUGAAGACCAGUAAUUUAUUAUUCAUUGUAUCAGUAGCUUUGUAACUCCUGAUAGUAAAAUUUAUUUGGUAUAAAUUUUACUGGUGGUGUCAAAUACUACUGUGAUUCUGUUUGUAUAGUAUCCGUGAAUGUUUAUGGAAGUACAUAUUUGUGUAUCUCCAUUUGUGCAGAGAUUAAGUGAUAUUAUUAUACUUACUAGAUAAAAACCUGCAGAGAUUCUUGAUUAAAUAAUGAGGCCUUACUUCAUUCAAUACACUGUUUGAUGUAUUUAACUGCUCUUUUUCAGUUGGUCUCAGAUGUUUUCAAGAUCCAGCAUGUGGGUUUUAAAUUCUGCCUUUAUUAACAAGUAUAACAUUUAAAUAAGAUUGUUUGAACAUAUUGUUACAAACUGAGAUAAGGAAAGAAAAGUUAUAAAAAACUGUAUAUUUUGUAAAAGCAAGACAUGGGUAUAAGCUUAUAUCUGUUUCAGUGAGUAUAUUUUGGGGGAUUUUAGCCACUAACAAAUCUUGAUUUGGUUUGAUACUAUAUUGGAAUUUAUUUCAAAGGAUAAGACCAUGGAAAAUGGUGGUAAAGAUUAUUUAUCUCUUUAUGAAAUCAUUCCAAAUUUACCAUUAGCUUUAUGAUCUGCUGUGAAGUACAUAGAUAUACAUGUGUGGUAACAUUUUAUUGUGGUCUUAGCAUUAAGUGUAAUAUUAGAAAUUUACUGUUGUAUCUUCCAAAGCCUGAUGUUACCAUUUCCAAUAGUAUUUUUGUAGUCGAUAAUACAAAAUAAUCAAGCUUCUGGGAAUAUGUGUGUUUUUUUUAAUUUCCUAUGGGAUACUGCAAAUAUUUCAUUGUUGGGCAUUUUUCAGUUACCUGCAUUAAUAGUUUAAGUGACUAUAGCUUCUUUUUUUUAUACUAUGUAUGUGCUGCUUCCGAUAUUAGUAAAUGAAUUUUUUGUUGUAUUUUAAAAAUAGUUACAUUAGCUAAAAACCUUGUAAAUAAA